AGGGUCGUACAAAGCUAAGCAAGAAGUUCUUCCGAGCGCAGUCAAGCUUAUCGCUAAAACCUCAGUAGAAGCACGAGUUGGGAGUUGAACAACCUGACAAGCUUUUCACUUUCACCUUCACAGCAUACUGUUUAAAUUUCUGGUUUGCCCACUGUGCCAUAUUCUCCCACCAUCACUGAAGCACAACUAUAAUCAAUCGUUUUGGAUACCCAUCAGCACAUCUCCGCCCUUACGCUGCCGCUGAAAUCUUCGAAACUACCUUAUCUUUUCCACUGCACCACACCAGCCACGUCGAAAUUUUCACCAUAGAAGACCAACCACUCACAAUUCCAACAUUCUCAUUAGCAACUCAAAUAGACUUGGAGUUGUAUACGGAAAAUUGGUAUCUGAAACCUUGGAGUUUUUCCAAUCAGAUUUGAGGUCGUGGUUCGAGUUCCACUCAAGGAUUUUGGUCUCAGUAGAGAAAAACAAAAAUUCAAACGCAGGUAGACUGUCAAUUAGAAAGAAGAGGGAGAUGAGCGGGACUUCAGCUCUCCUUCAGCUAUGGCAAAUUCCGUCCUCAUCACUGUUUUUCGGACAUUCCAAGUUUUCUAAAGGUCUGUACUUGGUUCCUGUGCGUGUUAUGUAUCCCAUGUCAUGUUUCUGUAAGCAAAUGCAGACUACUACCUAUGAAAUUCUUAAAGGAAGCUAUGUAUCAAAUCCACCGAACCAACAAGAAAACAAAGAAAAAUUGACACCUAAGGUAGAAAAUGUAGGUGCAUUUCAAAAAUUACCCAUGGUAAUGCCAUCUGUAGAUAUUCUACAUUCAGCACUGAAGAAAGCAAAGAGGGUCUCGCCUACAAAGGGCAUUGCUAAUGCUGCAAAACGUGAGAGAAAUAAAGGCGCAAAACAACUUGACGCAUUAAUGAAGGAGUUGGCUGUGCCCUUGAGGACAUACAAAGAGAACUUCCCAAACAAAAAAUAUUUGCACCCUUAUGAACGAUCUUUGAUUGAGUUAACACUUGGAGAUGGAAACUAUGAAGAUGUAUUGGGAAAGCUAGAAGCUUUAAGGAAAAAAGUGGUAUCAGUUGGAAAGGAAUAUGCAUCAUUAUGUGCUAAGUCAUUAUCUAAACGAGAAGCAGAGGAGCGACUGAAUGAGGGAUUGAAAAGAGUUGAGGAAAUAUUUGAUCGUGAUGGAAAAGCUGUUGAUGAACUAUUGAGCAUUGCCAAGACAUUACGGGCAAUGCCAGUUGUCAAUCUGGAAACACCAACUCUCUGUCUUGUUGGUGCUCCCAAUGUCGGAAAAUCAUCUUUGGUUCGCGUACUUUCGACAGGGAAGCCUGAGAUCUGCAACUAUCCUUUCACAACUAGAGGAAUUCUGAUGGGUCAUAUUAAUUUGAGCUACCAGAAUUUUCAGGUUACUGAUACCCCUGGUAUCUUAAGGAGAUCUGAUGUGGACAGGAAUAACUUGGAAAAGUUAACACUUGCUGUUCUCACUCAUUUGCCAACUGCAGUACUUUAUGUUCAUGAUUUAUCUGGAGAAUGUGGGAUGUCACCUUCUGAUCAGUUUGUGAUCUAUAAGGAAAUGAGAGAGAGAUUCAGCAGCCAUAUUUGGCUUGAUGUCGUGUCCAAAUGUGACUUACUGCAAGUAUCUCCUGUCAUCUUUGCAACAGAUGAUUGUAAUUCUGAUAACUUUGAGCUGGUGAGAUAUAGGAAGAUGGGACCUGAUGGAGCCUUAAAUGUGUCGGUAAAGAAUGAGAUUGGUCUUCAUGAGUUGAAGAAAAGAGUUUACGAGCUGCUUGUUUCUCAAUCAGAAAGGAUCAAAAAUCAACAGAGCAACGAGGAAGAGCCGGAAGUUCCAAGCUAGUUGAUCUUAUGAAUUCCUAACAGAUCUCUCUAACCUGCUGGAAUUUGGCUGCAGGUUUUUGCGCUCGGUAAUUAGCUGGAUCAUGGUCUAUCAUGUAUGUUCACAUGUACAUUAGUGAUCAAUCUGUUGUGACACUGACACACAUUUCCAGGUCCAAGAAUACGAGGCAGUUGGACAAUUAGGUCCUCUUUUGCUUCGCUUCAAGUCUCAUCUAUAAGAUACCCAGAUCAUUUGUCAAAUAGUGCAGAUGGGGGUUGCCAUAUCAGUCAUUCCAUUCUUUAAGCUUUAGUUAUAGCAAUCUUUGACAAGUUUUUAGUCUCUGAUUUAUGGAUAUGAUACUGAGAUGCAUUGGGAGGUUUAAAAGGUCUAAAUUUCCGAAGCACUAAUAUUGAACCAUCUUAUAUUUACAAGUAGAAAUUGAGUAUGCACUUGUCAUUAAUGAAUAAGUGUUCUGUAAAGUUAAGUUGUACAUUAUUACGCUUGAGCUAAAGAAGGAAAGCCUUGUUCUUCUCAGGAAUCUUAUAACCUUUGAGUUGCGUGAUGUAUUAGUGAUUUUACA
Solanum dulcamara is the source of this 2405-nucleotide messenger RNA. RefSeq lists its product as uncharacterized. Gene Ontology annotation, biological process: ribosomal large subunit biogenesis. Lineage: Eukaryota; Viridiplantae; Streptophyta; Magnoliopsida; Solanales; Solanaceae. Gene Ontology annotation, molecular function: RNA binding; GTPase activity; GTP binding. The transcript has 15 exons. The record is from RefSeq and is a predicted model, not a curated record. Bases 515 to 1846 code for a protein of 443 amino acids. Gene Ontology annotation, cellular component: nucleolus.